Molecule: messenger RNA, 495 nt
Organism: Impatiens glandulifera
Lineage: Eukaryota; Viridiplantae; Streptophyta; Magnoliopsida; Ericales; Balsaminaceae
Product: protein LITTLE ZIPPER 1-like
Exons: 2
Coding region: 107-376 (89 amino acids)
Source: RefSeq, a predicted model, not a curated record
GACAGUAAGAGAACAAACAUGGAUUGCAUACUGAAAAUUAACAUUAAUAUAUAAACAAACUCAUUACGACCAUGAAAAAAACAACUACUCUUCUCUCUCUUAAAACAUGUCUAUUGUCGGCACAACUGGGAAGUUAUCGUCCCCGGUGAUCAAACGGUCUACUAAGUAUCGAUUCCGCAUGUUUAACAGAGGGAGGGGAAGAUAUGGUGACAUGAAGAUGAUGAAGAAGAUGGAAAUGAAGAACUUGGAACUUUAUAUGAAGAACAUGAGUGUAAUGGAAGCAAACAAGAAGUUGAAGAAGAAAGCUGAAAUUCUUCAUCAAGAGAAUCAGGUUUUGAUGUCGGAGUUAAUCCAAAAAAAAUUGUUCAACUUUUAGUAACACCAUUGAUGAUCUAGAGAAUAAGGGAAAAUGAGAUUAAUUAUGUCAAGUUGUUAAUCUUGAUUAAAUAGAUCUCUUUUAAAAUCAGAUAUGUAGUUUCUUUCUUGUUUUAAUUU